GCGGGCUGGACGGCACCUGCGCCCCCGAGGGUGAAAGGUGUGGGGAGACCAUGGAGAGCCCCGCGGAGAACCCCAGCAAGGCGGCGGAGUACCUGAAGGAGCUGAACAAGAUUAUUGAGACACAGCAGGAGCUGCUGGAGAAGCAGAAACGGAGGAUAGACGAGCUAGAGCAGCAAGUGGCCAAGUUGUACCAUGAAAAUGCCUGUCUCCAGGACGAGCAUCACCGGCACCUGGCCACAUGCAGGCUGCAGCAGGGCGUCCCCCCCGCGUACCCGGGGGUGCUGAGCGCCAUCCAGGAAAACGCCAAGCACGAAAAGUCUGAAGGUGAAAGCUCGAGAAGCGUCAGGUAUGAUGAUGAAGUGUCCAAGGCUAAGGAAGAAUUUGCUUACAGAAGGCUAGUCUGCCUUCGACGAUUGUGCAAGUUUGCCUACAUCUUUUAUUCUGACUGCAGACUGUAA
Messenger RNA from Colius striatus (speckled mousebird), 458 nucleotides. Its product is annotated as IQ motif and SEC7 domain-containing protein 3-like. The transcript has 3 exons. NCBI's taxonomy places the organism in Eukaryota, Metazoa, Chordata, Aves, Coliiformes, Coliidae. The coding region runs from base 51 to 458 and encodes 135 amino acids. The record is from RefSeq and is a predicted model, not a curated record.